AUGCCUAAUUUCUGCAGUGUGGCAAUCUGCUGUACCUCCACUAUCCUGCCCAGGCUGCUGGCCAGCUUCCUAACCAGGGACAGAUCCGUUUCUGCUCAAGGCUGCAUGACACAGUUCUUUUUCUUCGCCUGUUGUGCAGGUACCGAGUGUUAUCUGCUGGCCACCAUGUCCUAGGAUCGGUACUUGGCCAUAUGCCACCCCCUGCUCUAUGCCAGCCUCAUGAAGCAGAAGCUCCGUCUCCAGCCGGCGGCUGGGUUUUGGCUAGCAGGAUUACUAAUGUCUACCAUAGUCAGCGGGCUACUUUCCAACUUACACUUCUGUGGUCCCAAUGCAAUUGAUCACUUCUUCUGCGAUUUUGCCCCGUUGCUGGAGCUCGCCUGCAGCGACACCACGGUGCUUAGACUGGUUACUUUCAUCAUCUGCUUUCUGGAUGUGGCCUCCCCAUUUGUGUUCACCUUGGUAUCCUAUAUCUGCAUCAUAGCUGCGAUCCCGAGGAUCCCAGCCACCACGGGGAGGCAGAAGGCCUCCUCCACCUGCUCCUCUCACCUCAGCGUGGUCACUGCUUCCUAUGGUACCCUCAUCGUUGUCUAUAUGAUACCCAGAACAGCCUCGCUGAGGCAGCUCAAUACAGUGCGAUCCUUUUUCUACACCAUCCUCACGCCCAUGGCCAAUCCACUCCUCCACAGCCUGAGCAACAGGCAAGUCAAGGGGGCUCUUGGAAAUGCCCUCAGAAAGACCGUGUCCUGCAUCGAGAGCUCCUACUAG
Messenger RNA from Nipponia nippon (crested ibis), 765 nucleotides. The record is from RefSeq and is a predicted model, not a curated record. NCBI's taxonomy places the organism in Eukaryota, Metazoa, Chordata, Aves, Pelecaniformes, Threskiornithidae.